UUUUUUUUUUUAUCGCGAGUAGGAUUGGCGUUUUCCAUAUGACACACCGAAAUGACAAUUUAGUCUGUUAUUUAAGGAGAUUUGCAUGAGUUUUUCGUGUAUUUUGCUAUUUCAGGAGAAUUCCAGGAACCCUUAAAUAAUAAGUUAAAAAUGGUUUAAUUUAAUAAUUCACACUUAGAAUUCGCGCGGGGCCUAUGAAGUGCGGGCCCACUGCGGCCGCAUAGGUUGCAGUGGCCUAAGACCGGCCCUGCCUCUAGUGACACCGUUGACCUACGGUUUGUGAUGGCAGAAAUAGAGAAAAUGUCCGAACUAAUGGGAGACAAUGCUAGUCAGGAACAAGAAGACAAAAGGACCAAAUUCGGUACAAGAUUUCUUACAGAUCCUAACAGUGUUUUUAAACAGAAUGCUUGGGAUAAUGUUGAAUGGGAUGAAGAGCAAGAGACCGCUGCUAAAAAGAUUGCAAUGAAGCAUGCAGACCAUAAAGCAUCUCAAGAUAAACUAGCUGAGCUAGAAAGAGAUGCAGUGAAACACUGGGAUGAGUUCUACUCUGUACAUAACAAUCACUUCUUCAAAGACAGACAGUGGCUGUUCACAGAGUUUCAUGAGCUUCAUGGAGCAGCUCAAGAAUGUUCUAGUGACAUGAACUUACAACAAAACAUUUCUUGUACUCAAACAAAGCUUGAAGAACAGAAUGCUGAGCAGAAUGUUUUGUCGGACUCCACUUUCAAAUUAUUAGAGGUUGGAUGUGGUGUUGGAAAUACAGUUUUUCCCAUUUUAAAGACUAACAAAAAUCCCAAUCUGAAAGUGUAUUGCUGUGAUUUUUCUUCCACUGCUGUUUAUAUAGUGAAGUCUCAUCCAGAUUACGACACAAAGAGAUGUCAUGCUUUUGUCUAUGAUAUAACAGAUGAACAAGCUGCUGUUCCGAUUGAGAAAGAAAGUUUAGAUGUUAUUAUUAUGAUCUUUGUAUUAUCUGCUAUUUCUCCAGACAAAAUGUCUGAGGCCAUCAAAAGGUUAGCUUGUUAUCUAAAACCUGGUGGAAUGUUUUUGUUUCGAGACUAUGGACGUUAUGACAUGGCACAACUUCGAUUUAAAGAAAAUCGGUGCCUAUCUGAAAAUUUUUAUGUCAGAGGAGAUGGAACAAGAGUUUAUUUUUUUACACAAGAUGAAUUGAAAGAUAUGUUUGAAAAGGCUGGUUUAAAAGAAAAAGAAAUAGUUGUUGACCGUCGCCUCCAAGUGAACAGAGUGCGACAAUUAAAAAUGUUUAGAGUUUGGAUUCAAUGUAAAUUUUGUAAACCUGUUGGGUCUGAAUGAAUCAAUAACACAAGAAAA
Messenger RNA from Biomphalaria glabrata, 1329 nucleotides. RefSeq names its product tRNA N(3)-methylcytidine methyltransferase METTL2-like. NCBI's taxonomy places the organism in Eukaryota, Metazoa, Mollusca, Gastropoda, Planorbidae. The transcript has 10 exons. The coding region runs from base 283 to 1311 and encodes 342 amino acids. The record is from RefSeq and is a predicted model, not a curated record. Gene Ontology annotation, molecular function: tRNA (cytidine-N3)-methyltransferase activity.